AUGGCGACGAGCCCGCUGCCCGGCCCCACGGACAUCCUGCUGCCGUCGCCGUCCAGCGCGUACCCGCCGGACCCCAUGAGCCAGCCGCGGGCCGGCCACGCCGCCAUGAAGCCCAACCAGGUGGGGCAGGUGAUCCUCUACGGCAUCCCCAUCGUGUCCCUGGUGAUCGACGGGCAGGAGCGGCUGUGCCUGGCGCAGAUCUCCAACACGCUGCUCAAGAACUUCAGCUACAACGAGAUCCACAACCGGCGGGUGGCCCUGGGCAUCACCUGCGUGCAGUGCACGCCGGUGCAGCUGGAGAUCCUGCGGCGGGCCGGGGCCAUGCCCAUCUCCUCCCGCCGCUGCGGCAUGAUCACCAAGCGGGAGGCCGAGCGGCUCUGCAAGUCCUUCCUGGGGGAGAACCGGCCGCCCAAACUGCCGGACAACUUCGCCUUCGACGUGUCGCACGAGUGCGCCUGGGGCUGCCGGGGCAGCUUCAUCCCGGCCCGCUACAACAGCUCCCGCGCCAAGUGCAUCAAGUGCAGCUACUGCAGCAUGUACUUCUCCCCCAACAAGUUCAUCUUCCACUCGCACCGCACCCCCGACGCCAAGUACACGCAGCCCGACGCCGCCAACUUCAACUCGUGGCGCCGCCACCUCAAGCUCACCGACAAGAGCCCCCAGGACGAGCUGGUCUUCGCCUGGGAGGACGUCAAGGCCAUGUUCAACGGCGGCAGCCGCAAGCGGGCCCUGCCGCCCGCCCCCCCGGCGCCCCCCGCCGCCGCCGCCGCCGCCGCCCCCUGCCACCCGCUGGGCUCGGUGAAGGCGGCGGCGGCCGUGGUGGGCGGGGGGCUGCUGAGCCCCCACCUGCUGGCGGCACCGCCGGACCUGCACCAGAAGCGGCCCCGCUUCGAGGAGGACGACGAGCUGCAGGAGGCGGUGGCGGCGGCGGUGCACGGCGGCAAGAGCCCGCGGAGCUACCCGGUCAUCCCGGUGCCUAGCAAGGGCUCCUUCGGCGGCGUGCUGCACAAGUUCCCCGCCUGCGGGGGGCUCUUCCCGCACCCCUACGGCUUCCCCGCCGCCGCCUUCGGGCUGUGCCACAAGAAGGAGGAGGGCAGCGGGGGCGGCGGGGCCGAGACCCUCGGCGGGGGGCACAAGGCCGGCGGGGGGGCGUCGGGCGGGGGGCUCUCGGGGCUCUUCUGGCCCGGCAGGAAGGACGCCGCCUUCUACCCGCCCUUCUGCAUGUUCUGGCCGCCCCGCACGCCCGCUGGCCUGCCGGUGCCCACCUACCUGCAGCCGCCGCCGCAGCCCCCCGGCGCUUUGGGCUGCUCGCUGGGCGACGGCGCCGGGCUGCUCCGCCAGGCAUUCCUGGACCUCUCGGAGCCCGGCGGCGAGCCGGGAGCCCCGGGGCUGGCCACGACCCCCGCCUCCGCCUCCGCCGCUCCCCCCCAAGCCCCCGCCGCCGCCGCGGUGCGGGACCCGCUCUUCGAGUCGCCCCCUGGCGGAGGCGGCGGCGCGGAGCCGGCCUCGCCCGCAGCCUCGGAAGGGGGCGGUGGGGCGGCGGGGGGCGGCCGGGUCCCCUCGCAUCCCCCGCACCUGCUGGAAGCCGCGGGGGGCGGCCGCAAGUCGGGGGGUGGCGGCGGUGGCUACCACCACUCCAGCGCUUUCCGCCCGGUGGGCGGCAAGGAGGACUCGGAGAGCCUGGCCAAGCUGCACGGCGGCGGCCCGCACCGCUCUGCAUCGCCGCUGCAACUCCUGCUGCCCCCCCCGCCGCCCCCGCCGCCCCCCGAGGAUGGGGGCUGCGACCGGCACCCGCACCCCCCGCCGCCGCCCCCGCACCCCCCGCACCGCCUCCUCUCCCCCGGCGGCACCAGCUGCAGCUUCGCCAGCGAGGACAGCAGCGAGGAGGAGGACGAGGAGGAUGAGGAGGAUGAGCCCGAGGUGGACGUCGAGGGGCACAAGCCCCCCGAGGAGGAGGAGGAUGAGGAGGAGGAGGAGGAGGAUGGAGAGGAGGAGGAGGACGAGGCUGACCCCCUAGUGGCCUCCAGCCGCUUCUCGCCAGCCCGGGGCCCACUGGAGAAGGGCAGUCGGGAUCGCCCCACUGCCACCAUCCCCUUUGCCCGGCCACCCGUCGAGGAGAAGCCUGGCGAAGGCCAGGUGCCACCACAGCCUCUUCCCGGGCACCCCAAGGCCGGCAGUGGCAGCAGCAGCCCCACACACCACCCGUCGCUGGAGGAGCAGCCCUCCUACAAAGAUAAUCAGAAGAGCAAGGAGAGUAAUCAAGUCAUCUUGCCCACAAAAGAGGAUAACUUCUCAGAUAAGAACAAGGAGCAUAAUUUUUUCAUCACAGAUUCAGAGCCUUCAGGAGGAGACUUCUGGAGAGAUAUAGCAGGUGAACACACACAAGAAACUAAUCCACCUCAUUCACUGAAGAAGGAUGUAGAAAACAUGGGGAAAGAGGAACUCCAGAAGGUUUUGUUUGAACAAAUCGACUUACGGAGGAGACUAGAACAGGAAUUCCAGGUGUUGAAAGGAAAUGCAUCAUUCCCUGUCUUCAAUAAUUUUCAAGAUCAGAUGAAACGGGAGCUGGCAUACAGAGAAGAAAUGGUACAGCAACUACAAAUUAUUCCCUAUGCAGCAAGCUUGAUCAGGAAAGAAAAGCUCGGUGCACACCUCAGCAAAAGCUAA
Messenger RNA from Cygnus atratus (black swan), 2667 nucleotides. RefSeq names its product SKI family transcriptional corepressor 2 (gene SKOR2). The transcript is spliced from 7 exons. Lineage: Eukaryota; Metazoa; Chordata; Aves; Anseriformes; Anatidae. The coding region runs from base 1 to 2667 and encodes 888 amino acids. Gene Ontology annotation, biological process: negative regulation of BMP signaling pathway; negative regulation of transcription by RNA polymerase II. Gene Ontology annotation, cellular component: transcription regulator complex; nucleus. The record is from RefSeq and is a predicted model, not a curated record. Gene Ontology annotation, molecular function: DNA-binding transcription factor activity, RNA polymerase II-specific; SMAD binding; RNA polymerase II cis-regulatory region sequence-specific DNA binding.